AUGUUUCCAGACGCGGAGCGAUUGGAAAUCGAGGGCCGAACCUUUCCCGUGACUGUGCACUAUGCGCGCGAAUUGAUACCCAACUACGAUUUGACCACCCCCAAUAGUUUCAUCGACUACGAUGCGAUCGCGCAAGCAGUUCUGAUGGUGAGGCGCGGAAAGUUCGACCACUUUGACGUCGUGGCGAAGGGCGCAGGGAAAGCGGCAGCGAGACAUUGGAGGCGCUACUCCAAAGCGAUCCUGAUUUUCAUGCCGGGCGUCGGCGAAAUCAAGCAGAUGUGCCGCGUUUUGCGCGAGAAAGCGGAUUCGGAGGAUGGUGGAACUCGUGCGGGACUCAUUCCCGAGGACAGCAUCCUGCCACUGCAUGCUUCGCUGCCUGCAGCGGAGCAGAAGCGCUGCUUCGAAGUGUUUGACGGGAAAAUCGUGAUUUCCACAAACGUGUGUGAAACUUCGAUCACGAUUCCCGACGUCACGUGUGUGAUUGACUGCUGCCGCGAAAAACGCCUGGGUUUGCGCAAAUUCGUGUCCGGCGACGAGAGCGGCGUCUUAGAUAUCGAGGCUCAAAAUCGAGAGCGUCUAAACUUUGAGGCCAACGCCUUGCCCGCAGAGGUGGAAUUUGCGUUGCAUGGGGCUGGGGGUGCGGCUGGAUCGAAUAACUCUAUGUUGCCAAAAGGAGAGGAAGCCGCAGCUGCUGCGAAGACGGUAUCGCAACUAUCUAGUAUGGAAAUGUGCACUUUGCGGCUGCCCGUAUUGCAGGAGCAGUUCUGUUCAAAAGCCAGCAUAGAGCAACGAAAAGGCCGAGCUGGGCGCGUACAGCCGGGAAUUUGCAUUCGCAUGAUCUCGAGAAGCUACGCCGAGAACAAGCUGCUGGCGCAUACGGAGGCGGAGAUGGACGUUCUCCCACUAGAGAACAUCAUUCUGCAAUUGCUAGUCGGACUGCAGGACGAGAGAAGCAAGAAGAUCUUAAUGCCGUCUUCGCUGCGUGAGGAGCAAGAGAAAGACAUGACUUCAACAUUAAGCACAUCUGGAGAUACAACAACUAUUAGU
Molecule: messenger RNA, 1047 nt
Organism: Amoebophrya sp. A25
Lineage: Eukaryota; Dinophyceae; Syndiniales; Amoebophryaceae
Source: the annotation of a GenBank genome assembly